GCCUUAAGCUGGUUUGUUCUUGCAUUUCAGUAAAUGCAGUUCAGGUUCCUUCUCUUCUAAUUUUGCAUCCCUUGUGAUUGGUUUGUUCUUGCAUUUCAGUAAAUGCAGUUCAGGUUCCUUCUCUUCUAAUUUUUUCAUCCCUUGUGAUAAGUUCAGCAAUUUUUUGGUCAAGCAAACUGAAAGGCAUUGCCAUGGCAGAUCGAACUGAGGAGCCGAGGGCAGGCAGGCGCAAACGAGGGGUUUUCUGCCAAUACAAAACACGAGGCUCCAUCGAUCAUCUUCCUCCCUUCUUCCACUGCCGCUCCGAUCCCGCCUGCUUUUCCCCGCAUCCUGGAGAUGGCGCCGCUGCUGGGCGCGGAGAUCUUCAGCCGCGGCUUCCGCUUCAACCCGACGCCGCUCGAGGCCGCCACCUACUACCUGCCGCGCCUCGUCGCCGGCGCGCCGCUGCACGAGGCCGUCCGCCCCGUCAUCCACCACGCCGCCGUCUACGCCUGCGAGCCCGCCGACCUCGCCCGCCAGUUCCGCCCCAUGCCCAGGACCGGGCACCGCUUCUUCUUCACCUCCUGCAGGAAGGGCGUGCGCCGAGCCGGCCCCGGCUUCUGGACCCUGCAGCGCAUGACGGUCAUCAUGGACGGCAAGGGAGCCAAGGUCGGCGAGAUCAAGAAGCUCCGCUACAAGAAGCGUGGCGCGUACACGGACUGGCUCAUGGACGAGUACUCGACGUGCUGCUCCGAGGACGCCGUCGUCGGCGACAGGCAGUACGUCUUCUGCAACAUCUACGUCUCCCCGAAAGCCGCCCCAGACUCCGCGGCGCGCCAAGAAUCCGCUGCCUUCUUGGCGCCGCCUUCGACUGCGCCUGCGCUGCCGCUCAAGAGGCCAGCGCCGCAGGCUGCCGAACCGCCGUGCCCCAAGAGGACGCGGGGUGCCGUCUUCGCAGCAUCUGAUCUGCCGUCCGAGGAGUCCCCUGCGGCGGAUCAAGAUGGCGAGUUGGUAGAGUCCACUGAAGGGAUCGUGCCGACAGCCGAAGCAGAGGAAGCGGCUGCAAACUCUGAGUGACGACAGCAAGAGCAGUAGCAGCUGCAGAGGAAGCAGCAUCCUGAACAAGGCUUCGCAUCACAUCUCGUAGUAGGAUCCUAGCACUUGUAAAAAGUUUCUAUGGAUGAAAUUUUAUCCAUCCUGAAUGUAACUCAGGUGCAUGUUGAUGAAUAUGUUGGGAAGAAUCCUCCUGUCCAUGACA
Molecule: messenger RNA, 1237 nt
Organism: Panicum virgatum (switchgrass)
Lineage: Eukaryota; Viridiplantae; Streptophyta; Magnoliopsida; Poales; Poaceae
Product: NAC domain-containing protein 45-like
Exons: 2
Coding region: 337-1056 (239 amino acids)
Biological process (GO): regulation of DNA-templated transcription
Molecular function (GO): DNA binding
Source: RefSeq, a predicted model, not a curated record